CCUUGGGCAUGUCUGUCUGUCAAAGCCAUUAUUCCCGCGACUGAUUCCGAAGCUGCAAGAAUCCCAAACCCCUAAAUUCAUGGCGCGGAGGCCGGACGAGGACUAUGAUUACCUCUUCAAGGUUGUAUUGAUCGGCGAUUCGGGCGUGGGAAAAUCCAAUUUGCUCUCUCGGUUCACCCGAAACGAGUUCUGCUUGGAAUCUAAAUCCACCAUCGGCGUUGAGUUCGCCACCCGUACUCUUCAGGUCGAGGGAAGAACUAUUAAGGCUCAGAUAUGGGACACAGCCGGCCAAGAGAGAUACAGAGCCAUAACAAGUGCAUAUUACCGUGGUGCUCUAGGAGCUCUUCUAGUAUAUGACGUUACAAAACCAACUACUUUUGAUAAUGUGAGUCGCUGGUUGAAGGAGUUAAGGGACCAUGCCGACUCCAACAUUGUUAUUAUGCUUAUAGGAAAUAAGACUGAUCUCAAGCAUCUUAGAGCUGUAGCCACUGAGGAUGCUCAAGGUUUUGCAGAAAAGGAGGGGCUUUCAUUCAUCGAAACGUCUGCUCUGGAAGCCACUAAUGUAGAGAAGGCUUUCCAGACUAUCCUUUCCGAGAUAUACCGGAUCAUCAGCAAGAAGUCGCUUGCCUCAGAUGAACCUGCACCAACAAGCAUCAAAGAAGGAAAGACUCUUGUUGUUGGCCCACAAGAUAACAACACAAAGAAGACUUGCUGCUCUACAUCCUAAUUGCCUUGUCUAUUUUUUACCACCUCCCCCACCCACCCAAAGAGAGUAAAAGAAAAAAAGAGUUCACCUGCCUCUAUUUUUGGGUCACUUCUGCUAUCGAUUAUUUUGAAUCCUUGUAUUAUUCUUAUGUUUAAACAUUUUGCUUUUGAUUCUUAAGAGUUGCCAAAGUUUUUCUAUGAAAUGUUGUUGGAUGA
Sesamum indicum (sesame) is the source of this 921-nucleotide messenger RNA. Its product is annotated as ras-related protein RABA2a. The record is from RefSeq and is a predicted model, not a curated record. Gene Ontology annotation, molecular function: GTP binding; GTPase activity. NCBI's taxonomy places the organism in Eukaryota, Viridiplantae, Streptophyta, Magnoliopsida, Lamiales, Pedaliaceae.